AUGGCGGACCCCGGAGCAUCUAGCAUUCCUACUCCAUCUACUAAUGAUUCAACCGCCGCGCAAGUAGUAGAUGUAGAAGCGUCUCACCCCAAACUCAAGCGCAUCAAAACGUCAUCUUCUAAGAUAUGGCUCAUAUUCACCAAGUUGGAAUGUGGCAAGAAGGCAAAGUGCAACUAUUGCACUCUCAAGCCCGCAAUAUACGCUUUGACGGGAAGCUCUACAUCCUCGAUGCGGAUUCAUGCGAUGAAGAGUCAUCCUAAGGAAUUUCGACUCUUGGUGGGAGGUGCGGAACAAACGGACGCGGAGGAUGGCUCAUCCAACGAGAUUUCGCGCGCAUUAUUGAAGAUAAAGGCCUUCUCGGACAAGGAGAAUCGGGAGAAGCUCGUGCGCAUCUUCGCCAAAGGCCUCAUCCCGUUCUCAUUCAUCGAGGAUGAAGACUUUCGGACGUACUUGCAUUGGCUCAACCCAAGGGCAAGUAUGCCGAGCCGUGUGACUCUUGCGAACGACAUUCAUGCGGCCUAUAACGCAUGUGUGGGUAAGAUUAAGAAUCUUCUUUUGAACCUCUCAUGCAAGGUGUCAUUCACCCAUGACACUUGGUCAUCCCCCACGAAUGCCUCGUACAUUGCAAUAACUUGCCAUUGGAUCGAUGAUGACUUCAACAACAAGUCCAUUUUGUUGGAUUUUAAGCAUUUCGAAUGUCAUCACACGGGCGAGGCCAUCAAGGACACGUUUGUGAAGUGCGUUUACGAGGAUUGGGAGUUGGGGGAGAUGGUGAUGGCCAUCACGGUGGACAAUGCUUCGAACAACAAGCGCUUCAUCGACUUGUUGGGGGUGGAGAAGGGGUUUCCCGCGGAGAGGCACAUGAGAUGCUUCAACCAUGUGAUCCAUCUUGUGGUUGAAGUCAUCUUGAAACAUCCCCCCAUUGAAGAUGCUCUCAAGAAAAUAAGGGCGUUUGCAACACAUCUCAAAGGGUCUACAUUGAGGAAAGGGAAGUUUUGGGUGCGGUGCAAGGAGAAGGGUCUUCACAACAUAUCAUCUCUUGCCCAUGACACCCCUACCCAUUGGGGUAGUGCUCACUUCUUGAUGAAAAUAGCAAGGAUGCUCCGACCCGCCAUCAAUGCAUACUUGGUGGAAGAUGUGGAUGAUGAGGUGGAGCGGGAGUUUCAGAUGAGGAGUGAAGAGUGGGAUUGCCUUGAGCGUCUUGAGAACCUUCUUGCGCCUUUUGCCGAGAUUCAAGACAUGCUAGAGGGCUCGAGUUACCCUACCUUGUCUUUGUGUGUACCAUCUAUCAAUGCUUUAAUGGAUAUUUUGGAGGGGAGGGUGGAGGAGAAGGGGGAGUUUUGGGAGGCGUGCAAGGAGGGACUUGAAAAGCUCAAGGGGUACUAUGACCGGACCUAG
This is a messenger RNA of Closterium sp. Yama58-4, 1398 nucleotides long. Lineage: Eukaryota; Viridiplantae; Streptophyta; Zygnematophyceae; Desmidiales; Closteriaceae. The record is from the annotation of a GenBank genome assembly.